Pangasianodon hypophthalmus (striped catfish) is the source of this 6454-nucleotide messenger RNA. RefSeq names its product coiled-coil domain containing 149b (gene ccdc149b). The transcript has 13 exons. The record is from RefSeq and is a predicted model, not a curated record. Lineage: Eukaryota; Metazoa; Chordata; Actinopteri; Siluriformes; Pangasiidae. Bases 112 to 1770 code for a protein of 552 amino acids.
UGAUGCACUGCAUGGUAAUAAAUCUGUCUUCUGACUCAUGGUGGGUGAAGAUGCUUACCUGGCGACACGUUUGGGGUUUUUCUACACGCUUGGUGUAAUCAAAGAAGCGAAAUGGAUCCUUCUAGGAGAAGUGAGAGCGACUGGCAAGGGCUAGUGAACGAGUUCCUGGUAUGUAAGAGAAAGCUGGAGAGUAAGAAGGAGGCGCUGCUGAUUCUGUCCAAAGAGCUGGAUACCUGCCAGCAGGAGCGCGACCAGUUUAAACUGAUGGCCAAUCAGCUGCGAGAGCGCCACCAAGGGCUGAAGAAAAAAUACAGAGAGCUUAUUGACGGUGACCCGACAUUACCUCCAGAAAAAAGGACCCAAGUGAAUUUAGCGCAGCUGCUGCGUGAUGCUCAGGAGAAGAACAGGAAGCUGAGUGAUGAACUGAAAGAGCUGAAUCAGCGAUUAGUAGAGGUUCAAGGUGACAACAAGCUGCUGAGGAUGACCAUCGCUAAACAGCGUCUCGGUGAUGAAGAGGUCGGAGUUCGCCACUUUCCGGCCCACGAGAGAGAAGAUCUCGUACUGCAGCUGGAAAAAGCUCGAGAGCAGAACUCGGAGCUGGAGCAGAGCGUGAAGGCGGCGUUGGACGAGCUGCAGGACGUGCGGGCGGAAAGAAACGUGUAUCAGGAGAAAGCUCACCGCCUCAACAUCGAGCUCAACCACAUCCUGAGACGCCACGACGGCCGGAUCAUGGACGUGGACGCUCUGUGUAUGGAGAACAGAUACCUCCAUGAACGCUUUGUCCAGCUUCAGGAAGAAGUCUCUCUCCUCAAAACCAAUUUGAUGAAGUACAAGAGUGCACUGGAGAGUAGGAAGAACUGUAAAGUGUAUGGCAAGACCAACAGCAGCGCACUAACAGGAGUCCUUUCAGCUAAACAAGUUCAGGAGCUGCUGCUGUCCGAGGAAAACGGCUGCAGUCUGCCCGUGACGCCGCAGUCCAUCAGUGACCUGAAGUCUUUAGCCACAGCGCUGCUGGAGACCAUUCACGAGAAGAACAUGGUCAUCCAGCACCAACGCCAGACCAACAAGAUUCUGGGUAACAGAGUAGCGGAACUGGAAGGGAAGCUGAAAGCACUGGAGAUGUCUGGACUGUGGAGUUUGCCUGGCCUUACCUAUAAUGUGUCUGUGGGACUGGGGAGAGGAAGAGAUGUGAUUAUUCUGAGUGAACACCAGCAAGUCCAGCCGUCGGAGGCGCAUGCGGUGCAGCUACGGCACGGCUCUGCAGGAGACGAGGAGGUCGUGACCGGAGAGGAAGUGACAGAAGACACGGCUCUCACUGCUGAGGAUUUUUCCAGGCCGCGUCAUCAUCGUCAUCAUCAUCAUCAUCAUCAACAUCAUCAUCAUCACCGCCACAGCACAGCGGUCUACUUAACACCUGAAUCCAGCGGACAUCUUCCCACAGAAACCACCACCAGCUCACAGAAGAGUUCUGUGGAGAGAGUAACACACAACUACACGCCAGAAACAUUACACAGUGAUGAAGAUCUGGCAACCUGUGACCACGGGAGCACAAGUACAACUCCAGCAGAGGAUGCUGGGAAAGAGGGCGGAGCUCCAGUCACAUGUUCUGAGGACAGUCCUGAUAUUCAGGAUGGAUCAGAGAGAGACAUAAGCAACGAGGCAGUGUGUGAUGUGGACUGCGCAGAACCGUCUGAUCCCAGAACAGUGGAGAGUACAGAGAACGUGAUGAGAGAGGAAACGGAACCAAACACUCCAGAUCAGAGCACGUAGAACGCAGAAACCUUCGAGAAACGCUGCACUUAAACACAGACUCGAAGCUUCUACGCAUUUAUAACGGUUUACAAUGUUGCCACAGUAUCUUUACUAAACAUCUGAUGUCUCCAAGACAAGAGACGGUGUUCAAACACGAACGUGUUUACGAUAAAAUCACGCUUUCGUAGCCUUUACAACAUCGGAAGUGAAUUUUUUGUCUUGUUAACGUAUCUGAGAGAAACGUUGAGAUUCUCCUAACAAUUCUGUCUCGUAUCGACAUUACACUGUCACCAGCUACAUGCUAGCUAGCUAGAUCGUUAGCUAACAAUUUACGCUAGACAUUCAUAUUAUCCUGGUUACUUGGCAGCUCUUGAUUUUAAUAACUUGAACAUCGGCUGCGUCGUGUGUUUACCUUCCCGUGCUGAAGACACGAAUUUACACAAGAGUAACAACACACUUUUAAAAAAUGUGACGCUUUAUCUCAGGUGCAUAAACGUUUGCUAAAGAAUCGGCUCUUUGAACACAUCUUUCAGGUCACGCACACAUGAGCCGUUUUUAUGUAAAUGUAAAUGUAAUCACUGCUCUUUCUCAUCCAGUGUAAUUUAACCCAAAUGUUAAAGUUAGAGAAAGAAGAACGAUUACUGUUCAAAAUAUCGCAAAUGUUUUGUCCGGUUUAGAAAAAGUAUCGCAAAUGAGUCAUUUGGGAACUGAAAGAAUCGACUCUUAAUGGUGAGUCAAAUCAUCUAAAUUAGGGCCUUUCGCACCGCUUUAGUUCCAGAACUAAAUUUACGGUACUAAAGUACUGGGCGAUUUUGCGUGAACUAUUUCCCAGCACCGUUUAAAGGGCUGCAUUCGCACCGACAGCGGGCGCUAGGAAGUGACGUACGCCGGUCGACAGCGACGACAUUUGUGCGCGGCGUUCAACAACGGAAACAAAGAAGAACAACGUAAACAACCGGAGGAUGGAGGACGCUGUGAUCGGAGCUGUGUGUUUGUCGUGUCUCGCGUCCAUCUAUCGCUGUUCUCCAUACUUGUGAAAUAAGUCGACACUACAGUAUGUUUACACGGCGUUUUAAAUCAUGGCGGAUGAGGGCGUUUUCAUACGCGUUUGGCCAAUCAACGUCUACUUACGUCACGGAUAGUACCAGUUGUGCUGGUUAGACCCUGCUCCGGAGUAGGAGCUCAUUUGGUUCUCGAAAAAGGCAGUCGGUACUAAAAUCACACCCAGUUCCGGAGGUGCGAAAACGCCAAAAAGUGGGUAGUUCCACAAUUAGUUCAGGUACUAUGAAAAGGUUCCCGCGGUGCGAAAGGCCCUAUAGCUGAAAAGAGCCGAAAAUCACUCAUUUAAAAGCUAACAGCCUUGUGCUUGUUGAAUUUUGUAAAAAAAAAAUAAAUAAAUAAAUAAUUUAAAAAAAAUCAUAUCACAUGGCUACUAUCAGUAUGUUUAUUGUUAGUGUUUUAACACAAACUAGAGCAGAAACAGGAGGAAGAACCUCGAUGCAGUUAAACAUGUUCAUUUUUUUCCCUAUAGUUUGGAUUGACAGAGUAAUAAUUGCACUCCUAACUUAGGAAUUUGGUCGAAAAUAACGUCAGCUGAGACAUGUAUGGUGUCUGGAUGUAACGUAAAGGCUAACGUAGCUAAUGUUGAGGAGCGUAAACAGCUACCGGUUUAGCAUUGCGCCAGCUGCAUGGAUAAAUCUAUACAUAAGAACCAGAGAAGACGCUGGAGAUGAAAUUAGUUAUUCUACCUAACUGCUCUGUCUGUUUUAACACACCUUAACCUUUACGCUAAAUUUUCAACGUAAACAAUCGCUUUGUGUGGAAGCUGUUUUCAGAGAUUUACAUCGGAGGAAAAGACAAGAUGAACAUAAACAUAUUUAAAUGUUUACAGCGGGACGUUAUAAACAGGAAGUUGGCCAGAACGAGCGUCAAGUGACUGUUAGCAAGAAGUGCGUUAUGUUGCGUGUCAGAAAAGAUCAGAUCACUGACACCUGUGAAGCACAAACACGUUGAAGUGUACACUUUAAGAAACAGGCACUAUGUACGGAGUGUGUUGUGCGGUUAUAGGGAAAUAAUCAACGACAGCGUGGUGUGAUGAAGCAGAGUUACUGUCUCCACCCUGAAGUUGAUUAUUUUCCAAUAAGAAUACAUCCAUCCCCAAGUGUUUUAUUCCUCUUAUACCACCGUAAUUUUGCCAACGAUUACAAUUUUUUAUGUAUUAAAGAACAACUCGUUCUGUUUAUCCGUUUAUAGUUACGUUUAACGUUUAACGUAUAGUUACGUUCUCACUUACGUCGUAGCAGCUACGUAUAAACAGUCGUAUCCUCAUCAGCCUCUUUUUUUCGCUCUCUUGAAGUUAAUAAGACAAAAAAACAAAACUCGGCUAACCAAGAUGUCGGAAAAGUUACAGCUUUACUUCUGACUGUUACGAAGUGCUGACACUGGAGACUCCUUCCAGAAAAUGUUACAUAAACGUCUCCUUAUGGUGAAGAAAAAAACGUCACCAUUUCCAUGUUUACACAAGUUUUUUUUUAAAAACCCGUUUCUAUGGAGAUUCUGUCGUUCAAGUCCCCGUGAACGAGCCAUUAAUACUGAAAAUGAUCUCAUGCUGAAAAUUAAUCAACACCUUCUGACCAAUCAGAAACCAGAAUUCAGCAGUAUUUGGACAAAGCUGAAGGAGUAUUAUCCUUUAAUGAGACUGUAAUUCUGUUCAUUAAACCAGCGUCUUUUAUACGACACUGUGGUAAUAUUGUAAACCGUAUCAUGAUAUAUUUAAAAAAAUAUAUCAGCACAUGCUGAAUACUGACAUGUUCCCGCACUGAAUGUUGUUCUUUUCUCAUUUCAGUACCAAACUGUCUUUCCCACGUGAGAAAAAAGCGAGUCUAGCACUAGUGUGUUUUUGUUUUUGUCUUGUUUUGUCAGUUUCUCCUGAGGGCGUGACUGUAACGGUUCUGUUUACUGCAUCAUGUUGAUUGGACAAUCUUUCCCUAAGGACGAUUUCAUGUACGCAGAAUUAAGUCUGUUUUAAUCGAAUUGUCGUAAUGUGACUCACUGUUCCUCUUACAGGAAAUAACAAACGAAUGACAUUUUUUUCUAGGGAUGCAUCGAUACCGAUACCGAAACUGACACUGGUAUUGGUCCAAUAACAUCUUCCGAUAACAUCUUAUACCAACUGAUACUGUGUGACGUAAACCUAGCGAACGUUAUCAUGCUAAGGAACAGACGAUGCGUUAUGACAGCGAUCUGGACAUUUUUCACGAUUAAUGAUCAAAGCAGAGCAGAUUGCAAACUGAAAAUACCGAGAGUAUUAGGAACUAGAGUCAUAAAACAUCUUAAACAUAAAACUAAGUGAGAAAAAAUGUCUACAGAUGAUGCUGAGUGAAAAUAACAGCUCAUAUGUAUGUUCAAGUAUGUUGUUGUUGAUGAUCAGAUGAUGAUCGGUCAUAACGAUAACGAGGGAUUCUGACACAAACAAAAAAAAGUACUUUAUUUACUUUACAAUCCUGUUAAUUAAUUUAACUAGCUAACGUGCUUCAUUUUAAAAUCGCUCGCUAACGUUAUGAAGAACGAGCCUAGGAGCAUGAAGUGCGUGAACAUGGGCGUUUUUCAUAUCGGAAAAACAAGCACAGGUAAAUAAAAUGUUCAGUGACGUCCCUGAUCGAUUUAUCGGUAUUGAAAAUCGUUAUCGAUGCAUCCCAAUAAUUUAAUCCCAGUUUAGUUUCCUUCACCGCAUAAGCUAAGUCUCCUGUAGGAAUCCGGGAGUAUUAAGAUGAGGGCUAGCGUGUUCUUCCUCGAAGACACAAGACUUCUUGCUUGUGUACCAUCACAGGGCAGCUCAACACGCUUGGAGGAGACACCAACUACCCUCUUUUACAUACAUGAGCGGAGAGUUAGUGAUGUCAUUCUUCUUAUCCAAUCAGCAGGACAGUUAAACUCUCUUUGACUCCAGGAGCCUGUGGGAAUGUUGGGAAUCACACUCAUGAUUUUCUUUUCUUGGAUAUUAUAAAAAAAAUUUAAAAAAUGUAAUAAAAUGACAAAUAUAUACAACCUGAAACAGUGUCAGGAUAACUGUACGAAGCCAUCAAGAACGGUGAAGAUCAGGGGACCAGAUUAAAGAAUCAUUCCCUCAAAUCUCUCUAAUUAGUGUGUUAAAGACAAAAGUUGUUGUUCUGCAUCGCACAUUCAACAGUUAGGAAGGUAAAUCAAAUGAAAACAUAAUUUUAAGAUAUAUAUAUAUAUUUACAUUUUGCAGUGUUUAUUGCAAACAGGUGUCACAAAAGUGUAUCAUUCUUCUACACAAUCUCCAUUUCUUCAAUGCAGGUGUUUCAGCGCUUAACAGUCGUGUCCAGACUCCUCUAUAAAAAAAAUAAAUAAAUAAAUAAAAAAUUCUAUUCUGUUGCUAUUUUGUGUCGCACACUGUAUAAAGUUUACUGUAAACUUUACAGCAAUUUACUGGCAACAGGAUUGGCGGUAAAGUAUUGUAAAAUUUACAGUAAACAACACGCUUACAGGAAAGACUUUAGCUCAUUUGGUAGACGCUUUUUUAUAAAAAAAAAAAAAAAAAAAAAAAACUUGGAAUUGAUGCGAAUGAAGUGAAGGAGGUAAAAAUGGCAGUGCUGGGACCUGAACACACAACCUUCUGAUCUGUAACUCGAAGCGUUAAGCCACUACAACUAGACACAAGCGUGAGUCAUUUUUAAAA